This is a messenger RNA of Carica papaya (papaya), 346 nucleotides long. The record is from RefSeq and is a predicted model, not a curated record. Lineage: Eukaryota; Viridiplantae; Streptophyta; Magnoliopsida; Brassicales; Caricaceae.
AUGAAUAAUGAAAGCAAUCUCCAAGUCACUUUCUCCAAACGUCGAGCUGGACUUUCAAGAAGUGGUAAUCCACCACAAGCUGCUUCUGGAACCAUGAAACUCAUUGAGGCUCAUCGGAACACUAGUGUCCGUGAGCUAAACAUGCAGCUCACUCAGGUUUUGAACCAACUCGAAAUCGAGAAGAAGAGAGGCGAGGAGCUUAACCAUAUGAAAAAGGCAAAUGAGAAUCAAUGUUGGUGGAUGGCUCGCAAGAACGAUAUGAGCUUGACACAACUUCAACAACUGAAGGCCUCUCUCGAUGAACUGAAGAAGAAUGUGGCUAAGCAUGCUGAGAAGAUUUUGAUUC